AUGAACAGUGGUGGGAAUGAAAAAACAUUUAAUCAACCACCACUACUUCAUAUAAUUGUCAUUGGAUAUAAUUUUGCUAUAUUUUGUUUUAUUUUUCUUGGUCAAGGUGAUUUAAUUUUAAUACAUUCUCCGUCGGAUCAAUCCCAAUCGAUAAUUAAUUCUAUACCUCGAACUCUUCAAGAUAUUCCAAUUGAAAAAAGAAAUAAUUUUAUAUUAGAAACUGGAAAAAUUAUUGUACCUGUUGAUUCAGAAUUAUUUAAUAUUGGUUUUCAAUCAUCAUCAAAUGUUAUAUUUAAUGGAAAUUUUUGGAUACAUGAAAGAUGUCUCAAAUGGUCAUUAGGUAAUAGAGAAAAAAUUAAUGAUUAUGAUCUUAUUCGAACAAUAAUUAUUAAUGCAAUUAAACAAAAAUGUACAAUAUGUGAUCGUUAUGGAGCUUCACUUUCUUGUCGAAAUGAAUUAUGUUCAUUAAAAUUUCAUUUACCAUGUGCACAAUCAUCGGGUUGUUUUUUUUCACAUUCACAAUUAACAUUUCUUUGUCCACAACAUUUAGAUUCUGUUGUAUCAAUUUUUGGUGUUGAAUCAUCAUCAUGUGAAGCAUGUUCAGAACCAGGUGAUGUUCGUGGACAAUUAUUUUGUACAAAUUGUGAUAAACAUUAUCAUGCUGAAUGUCUUAUGCUUGAAUCAAAUCGUGUUGUACGAACAGGUUGGCGUUGUCCAGAUUGUAAAAUUUGUCAAACAUGUCGACAAUCAGGUGAUGAUGCUGAAAUGAUUAUGUGUAAUGUAUGUGAUAAAGGUUAUCAUACAUUUUGUUUACGUAAUCAAUCAAUACCAAAAGAUGGUUGGAGUUGUUCAAGUUGUUUAUCAUUAACAAAUAAAAAUUCAUCAAAAAAAUCUAUAUGUUCAUUAUGUCAAAAUGAAAUUUUAUCUAAACAUAAUAUUCGUCAAUGUCAUAUAUGUCAAAUACGUGUUCAUUCAACAUGUCAUUCAAUGAAUGAUGAUUAUUAUGAUGAUGAUACAGCAUAUAUGUGUAGAUCAUGUUCAAUAUCAUCAAUAACAACAUUACCUAUGGAUGAAGGAGAUGAUGAUGAUGAACAUAAAGAAAUUUAUCGUUCAUCAUCAAAUUCAAAAAUGAGUAGAUUAUUAAGUAAAUCACAAAAAUCAAGUGUAAGUUUAUAAAUAUAUAUAUACAU
Molecule: messenger RNA, 1190 nt
Organism: Rotaria sordida
Lineage: Eukaryota; Metazoa; Rotifera; Eurotatoria; Philodinida; Philodinidae
Source: the annotation of a GenBank genome assembly